This is a messenger RNA of Schistocerca gregaria, 1131 nucleotides long. Its product is annotated as translation initiation factor IF-2-like. Bases 1 to 1131 code for a protein of 376 amino acids. The transcript has a single exon. Lineage: Eukaryota; Metazoa; Arthropoda; Insecta; Orthoptera; Acrididae. The record is from RefSeq and is a predicted model, not a curated record.
AUGCAGUGUGUUCGGCUGGGCCCAUCAUGUGCGGCCGAGAUGCAGUGCGUUCGGCCGGGCCCACAAAGUGCAGACGAAAGGCAGUGCGUUCGGCCAUGCCCACCAAGUGCAGACGAGAGGCAGUGCGUUUGGACAGGCCCAUCAAGUGCUGACGAGAGGCAGUGCGUUCACAAAGGCCCAUCAAGUGAAGACGAGAGGCAGUGCAUUCACCAAGGCCCACCAAGUGCAGACGAGAGGCAGUGCGAUCGGCCAGGCCUACCAAGUGCAGACGAGAGACAGUGCGUUCGGCCGGGCACACCAAGUGCAGACGAGAGGCAGUGCGUUCGGCCGGGCCCAAUAAGUGCAGACGAGAGGCAGUGCAUUAGGCCAGGCCCACCAAGUGCAGACGGGAGGCAGUGCGUUCGUCCAUUCCCACCAAGUGCAGACGGGAGGCAGUGCGUUCGUCCAUUCCCAGCAAGUGCAGAUGUGAGGCAGUGCGUUCGGCCAGGCCCACCAAGUGCAGACGAGAAGCAGUGCGUUCGGCCAGGCACACCAAGUGCAGAUGAGAAGCAGUGCGUUCGGCCAGGCCCACCAAGUGCAGACGAGAGUCAGUGCGUUCGUCCAGGCCCACCAAGUGCAGACGUGAGGCAGUGCGUUUGGCCAUGCCCACCAAGUGCAGUCGAGAGGCAGUGCGUUCGGCCAGGCCCACCAAGUGCAGUCGGGAGGCAGUGCGUUCGGCCAGGCCCACCAAGUGCAGACGAGAGGCAGUGCGUUUGGACAGGCCCAUCAAGUGCUGACGAGAGGCAGUGCUUUCGACCAGGUCCACCAAGUGCAGACGAGAUGCAGUGCGUUCGGCCAGGCACACCAAGUGCAGACGAGAAGCAGUGCGUUCGGCCAGGCCCACCAAGUGCAGACGAGAGUCAGUGCGUUCGUCCAGGCCCACCAAGUGCAGACGUGAGGCAGUGCGUUUGGCCAUGCCCACCAAGUGCAGUCGGGAGGCAGUGCGCUCGGCCAGGCCCACCAAGUGCAGUCGGGAGGCAGUGCGUUCGGCCAGUCCCACCAAGUGCAGACGAGAGGCAGUGCGUUUGGACAGGCCCAUCAAGUGCUGACGAGAGGCAGUACGUUCGACCAGGCCCAUCGAGUGCAGAAUAG